AUGGCUCAAAAGGCAAAGAAGGACCGCGCCAAAUCCAACGCGGCGUCCCUCAUCGUCCACGCGCUCUUCCUCCUCUCCAACUUCCUCUUCCGAUCCCGCUCCCUCCUCGCCUACGCCCUCCUCUCCCUCCCGAGCUUCAUCUGCGAGUACAUCCUCGAGACGUCCGGCCGGCCCAAGUACGAUGCCGCGACGGGCGCCCUCAAGACGUCGGGCGAGGACCUCGCGGCCGCCGGCCUGACGGAGUACAUGUUCGACGUCAUCUGGGUGACGUGGGCGUCCCUCGUGGCCGUCAUCCUGUUUGGGAACUGGGGCUGGAUUCUGUUCAGCGUUGUCCCUGCGUACGGCGCAUACAUGGGCUACGGAUUGUUGGGAAUGGGCAAGAAUGCGCUGGCUCAGAUGCAGGAUGGGGGAAACGCCGGCAACGCCGCACCACAGGGAAACCGUCGAUCACGAAGGACUGCAUAG
This is a messenger RNA of Trichoderma citrinoviride, 465 nucleotides long. RefSeq lists its product as hypothetical. The transcript has a single exon. The record is from RefSeq and is a predicted model, not a curated record. Gene Ontology annotation, cellular component: intracellular membrane-bounded organelle. Lineage: Eukaryota; Fungi; Ascomycota; Sordariomycetes; Hypocreales; Hypocreaceae. The coding region runs from base 1 to 465 and encodes 154 amino acids. Gene Ontology annotation, biological process: vacuolar protein processing.